AUGAGCAAUAGUCAGACUAUACAAGAACUUAAGAAUGAGUUCAUGGAUUCAAAGCAAUUCAUGCAUCAAGCUAUUGCCAAGAUAGAAGGGCAAAUUGGCCAAUUAGCCAAUCAAAUAGGGGAAAGAGAAAUAGGAAAGUUCUUGAGUCAACCAGUUCCCAACCCAAAAGGGCAAUUCGUUAUUGGAGGCUCAUCCGCCCCUUCUUAUGGACAGGAGCAUGUGCAAGCCAUCACCACUUUGAGGUCUGGAAAGCAAGUGGAUAAUCAAGUGGCUAUGCCUAAAGAAGCCACAAAGGCAGCUAAAGAUGAGGAAAACCAUGAAAAGCCUGAAAAAGAUCUCGGACCAAACUCUGUCGUUCCAAUUGCUAAAGAGAGUCCCCAGAAGUUUGUUCCCAAAGCUCCAUUUCCAGAAAGACUUACAGCUCCCAAGAAAGGCUCAAAGUUCGAUGACAUUUUGGAAGUGUUCAAACAAAUCCCUGUCAAGUAUAAAGACCCUGGCUGUUCUACAAUUGCAUGCAUGAUAGGUUACAACAAAGUUGAAAGAGCUCUGUUAGAUUUGGGGGCUAGUGUGAAUCUCUUGCCAUAUUCAGUUUAUGUCCAAUUGGGAUUGGGUGAGCUCAAACCCACUUUAGUAACACUUCAGCUGGCCGACAGAUCUGUGAAAGUCCCAAGAGGAAUCAUUGAAGAUGUUUUGAUCAAAGUUGAUAAGUUCUACUAA
Alnus glutinosa is the source of this 717-nucleotide messenger RNA. RefSeq lists its product as uncharacterized. Gene Ontology annotation, biological process: glycyl-tRNA aminoacylation. Gene Ontology annotation, molecular function: ATP binding; glycine-tRNA ligase activity. Gene Ontology annotation, cellular component: cytoplasm. The transcript has 2 exons. The coding region runs from base 1 to 717 and encodes 238 amino acids. The record is from RefSeq and is a predicted model, not a curated record. NCBI's taxonomy places the organism in Eukaryota, Viridiplantae, Streptophyta, Magnoliopsida, Fagales, Betulaceae.